UCGCCGGAUGUUCUCCACCCUUCCCUUCCCUUCCAUUCCCUUCCCUUCCUCCUCUCGGCCGGGUUGGUGUGUCUUCCUUCCGGCUUGCCGAAGAAAGUUAAGGGAGGUUCAGCGGCUACUGGGCUUUAACAUAAUGGACAGCCAGGGAAGGAAAGUGGUGGUCUGUGACAAUGGCACCGGGUUUGUCAAGUGCGGCUUUGCAGGAUCCAACUUCCCGGAGCACAUCUUCCCUGCGCUUGUUGGGAGGCCCAUCAUCCGCUCCACAGCCAAAGUUGGGAACAUUGAGAUCAAGGACCUGAUGGUGGGGGACGAGGCCAGCGAGCUGCGCUCCAUGCUGGAGGUCAACUACCCCAUGGACAACGGCAUCGUCAGGAACUGGGACGACAUGAAGCACCUGUGGGACUACACCUUCGGCCCGGAGAAGCUCAACGUCGAGUCCCGAAACUGCAAGAUCCUGCUGACCGAACCCCCCAUGAACCCCACCAAGAACCGGGAAAAAAUCAUUGAGGUGAUGUUUGAGACCUACCAGUUCUCAGGAGUCUACAUUGCUAUUCAGGCUGUGCUGACACUCUAUGCCCAAGGCCUUCUGACCGGUGUGGUGGUGGACUCGGGAGACGGUGUGACUCACAUCUGUCCCGUGUACGAGGGCUUCAGCCUCCCCCAUCUGACGAGACGUCUGGACAUCGCAGGCCGGGACAUCACCCGCUACCUCAUCAAGUUGUUGCUGCUGAGGGGCUAUGCCUUCAACCACUCUGCAGACUUUGAGACGGUGAGGAUGAUGAAGGAGAAGCUGUGCUACGUCGGCUACAACAUCGAGCAGGAGCAGAAGCUGGCGCUGGAGACCACCGUGCUGGUGGAGUCAUACACGCUGCCAGAUGGUCGUCUGAUCAAGGUGGGAGGAGAGCGCUUUGAGGCCCCCGAGGCUCUGUUCCAGCCGCACCUCAUCAACGUGGAGGGGGUGGGGGUGGCCGAGCUGCUCUUCAACACCAUCCAUGCCGCGGACAUCGACACCAGGUCUGAGUUCUACAAGCACAUCGUGCUGUCGGGGGGGUCCACCAUGUACCCCGGCCUGCCUAGCCGGCUGGAGAGGGAGCUGAAGCAGCUGUACCUGGAGCGCGUGCUGAAGGGAGACGUGGACAAGCUCUCGAAAUUCAAGAUCCGCAUCGAGGACCCUCCCAGGCGAAAGCACAUGGUGUUCCUGGGCGGAGCCGUGCUGGCCGACAUCAUGAAGGACAAGGACAACUUCUGGCUGACCCGCGAGGAGUACGAGGAGAAAGGAGUCCGCGUGCUGGAGAAACUCGGAGUCACCGUCAGAUAAAGCCCUGAACACAUACAAACACACACACACAUUCCCCUCGCCCACAUCGCAGAGUAUAUAUCUAUUUAUCCCUCUUCUCCUCUCUAUCGGCUCCCCUCAAACAUCAGAGGUAACGAGUCGUCUCCUCCUCCUCUCCUGGUUUGGGAUUGGCUCACACUUUUCCUCGCAAGCCUCGCAAACCAGAUCCAUCUUUUACAGAUGUACACUGACACCCCACCUUUUACCUGAACUAGAAAACGGUUAAUAUUUAGCUGGUGCACAACCUGCUUGUUUACCUCCAAAGGGGGUAAAGUGUUAAAGAAAGAUUAGUCUCCUUCCCUUGAUUAAACCUCAGAGGGUUAAUGAUGCAAAGUCUCUGUAAAGCGUCUGUAAUAUCACAAUCAGGGUCCACCACAAACAGCCACGGCCGCUUUCAGCAUCUGUUCCAGGCGAGCGAUCACAUUUUUAUGUCUGUUUUUUAUAAAAAAGAUAUCACGACUUUUUCGUUCCUCUUCUGGGAGAGGGAUCACCAUUUUUUGUUUUGCUUUGAAUUUAUAUCUUUUUCAUUUGAUUUUUUGUGUUGCUGUGCACUACUACCAUUGCAAAUGGAGUGUAUUGUGGUAACAGAAGUUCCCCCAUGUUUUAUGAAGAAUUGAUGGUUGAUUUUAUAAAGGGAUGAAUACGCAGGAAAGUCCUUGAGCUUGACACCGGGUGUUUGAAGGUACUUUGGGGUAUGUGGGCGAGGGUUAGUGAUAUUUCUUCCUCAUCUGACAGCCUCGCCAUCGCCUCCUCUCGCUUUAAAUCUCGAGCUGAAUGAUCGGGUGUGAGCAGUUGUAGUAAAUAUAGCUCCUCACCUGUAGUGUUCCUCUUCAGAUCACCUCAGAGCGGAGGCAGCUUGACGAUGAAAUCGGUUUUAAUUUAGCCGCAAACCUGGGAAUAGUAAAACGGUAUUUUAUCGACGUUGAAAUACUGUUGAGACUAUAAUUUAAAUCCUCCAGUCUUUCACUCCCAAUGGUCGACUGAAGGCACUUCUAUUUUGAAAAAUGUGUAUAUUUUAUUUUCUUCUUCUUUCCAUGAAGGUCUAUCCAGUGCCAAGUGCAGUUAAUGUUAACUGGAUCUGUUUUAAUGUCUUUCUUUUGUCACUGUUUUCCUUUUGUUGUUCAUAGCAUAACUGCCUAACGCUGAUUUAAAUAAAGAAAAGUGAUUUAUAA
Molecule: messenger RNA, 2508 nt
Organism: Gymnodraco acuticeps
Lineage: Eukaryota; Metazoa; Chordata; Actinopteri; Perciformes; Bathydraconidae
Product: actin-related protein 2-B-like
Exons: 9
Coding region: 8-1318 (436 amino acids)
Biological process (GO): Arp2/3 complex-mediated actin nucleation
Cellular component (GO): actin cortical patch; Arp2/3 protein complex
Molecular function (GO): actin filament binding
Source: RefSeq, a predicted model, not a curated record